CAGCACAAACAUGCGCCUCUCCUCCGCCGUCCUCCUGCCCGUUCUCGCCCUCGUCUCGGUCGCCGCCGCCAGGCCUCAGGACCCAGUGUGCACCGAGACUCCGCUCUCUGAGCAAACCUUCUGCGAGAAGGGAUCGCAACUCUGCAGCAUCGCCAUGAGCUGGGAUGAUUGUUCGGACCUCUAUAUCGCUAGCAUGAAAGCCUGUGUUCUCACCAACUGUCUUCAGUUUCUUGUUGACCCGCUGGCGCAUUGUGAGAAAUGAUCGGUUGUGGUUAGGGGAAAGCGGUGGUGGUGGAGGGAGGGGGGGGUGGAGGUGGG
Messenger RNA from Tricharina praecox, 318 nucleotides. RefSeq lists its product as uncharacterized. The transcript has 2 exons. The record is from RefSeq and is a predicted model, not a curated record. NCBI's taxonomy places the organism in Eukaryota, Fungi, Ascomycota, Pezizomycetes, Pezizales, Pyronemataceae. Bases 11 to 262 code for a protein of 83 amino acids.